This is a messenger RNA of Dalotia coriaria, 649 nucleotides long. RefSeq names its product ribosomal protein L24 (gene RpL24). The record is from RefSeq and is a predicted model, not a curated record. Gene Ontology annotation, biological process: cytoplasmic translation. Gene Ontology annotation, molecular function: mRNA binding; structural constituent of ribosome. Gene Ontology annotation, cellular component: cytosolic large ribosomal subunit. Lineage: Eukaryota; Metazoa; Arthropoda; Insecta; Coleoptera; Staphylinidae. The coding region runs from base 132 to 596 and encodes 154 amino acids. The transcript has 3 exons.
AUAAAUUUUUAGUUUGUGCUUUUCAAACUUUGCGUGCAUGUGAAUUGACUUGGCAACGUUGUAAAUAAUCAGCGCCCCUGGCGGACUCUUGGCGAGUUGUUUUCAGUCUUCUAUUUCCGUAAUCUGUCAAGAUGAAGAUCGGACUUUGCGCGUACAGCGGAUACAAAAUUUAUCCUGGCCAUGGCAAGACCCUGGUCAAGAUUGACGGAAAGUCGUACACAUUCCUCAGCUCUAAGUGUGAGGCUGCACACUUAAUGAAGAGGAAUCCACGUAAAGUUACGUGGACCGUGCUCUACAGACGUAAGCACAAGAAGGGCCAAGAAGAGGAGGCGCAGAAAAAGCGCACACGUCGCACGCAAAAGUUCCAACGCGCUAUUGUCGGUGCUUCGCUGAAUGAUAUCCUCGCCAAGCGCAACCAGCGCCCUGAGGUAAGGAAGGCACAACGUGAACAGGCUAUUCGCGCCGCCAAGGAGCAAAAGAAAUCGACGAAGGUUGCGAAGAAGCCGGCGGCGGCCACCAAGGCCAAGGCCGCUCCUAAGACGAAGGCAGCCAAGAACGUCGCAAAGGCUGCACCACGAGUGGGAGGAAAGCGUUAAGUUAAUCAUAUUGUGCAUAAACAUAAAAAUUUAAUAAAAAAAGAUCCACUCAA